AUGCACAAAGGAAGCAUUAAAAAAAAAUUUCCAAAAAAGAGGGAUGAGAAAUAUUCCAAAAUAUUAUUGAAAAAAAAUAGGAACGCAAAUAAAAUAAGAACUAACUCAGCAUCACAGAAAAAUUUCCAAAAGAAGGGAAAGAACCAACAAGUGAAAAACAGCAGCUUCGAGAAUGGGUUCGAAUGUUCACCACGUGCGUUUGGGAAGAGCAGUAAAGGUGGUUCCAGUAAAGUCGAUGGUGAUGUGGGAAGUGAUAUGAGAAGUGAUGUGGAGAGUAAUAUGGGCAGUGAUAUGGGCAAUGAUAUGGAGAGUGACAUGGAGAGUGACAUGGAGAGUAAUGUGGGCGUCGAUAUGGGGAAUGAUGUGUACCCGGGUAGGGAGGGGAAGAGGGAGGCCUCCCCCGAGCAGAAGAAGGAAAACCUUUUUGAUGGUUUAUUCUUAGAUAUGAAGGGACUCCUAAGCGAAAGUCUGUUGGAGAUAUUAGAAAAAAACAAGUUUGUUAAGACAACAAAUAUCCAGAAAAGAAGUAUCCCGAUAAUGUUAAAAGAAAAUGAUGUUUUUAUAAAAUCUAUGACAGGUUCUGGGAAAACUUUAUGUUAUGCUUUACCAUCUAUUCAAAAAAUUUUAAAUUUACAAAAAAGAAAAAUAAAAAUAACGAGAAAUAUGGGUACAUUCAUAUUGGUCUUAUCACCAACACGUGAAUUAGCUGUUCAGAUAAAUAAUUUAUUUUCAAUUUUAACAAAACCUUUUCCAUAUAUUGUCGUUUCAUGUAUAACAGGAGGAGAGAAAAAGAAAUCAGAAAAAAAUAGACUAAAAAAAGGGGUUUCCAUUUUAACCUGCACACCUGGAAGAUUACUUGAUCAUUUGGAGCAUACAAAGUCGUUGAACUUGUCUUAUUUGAUGAGUUUCAUUUUGGAUGAAGCUGAUAAGGUUAUAUAUUUGGGUACCCAGGAUAAGGUUAGACUCAUUUAUGAUACCAUAAGGAGGGUUAAGCGGCAGCAGGUGGGAGAGAAAGAGGCUGCCCCUAGUGGGGUGGCAGCUUCUAACGGGGAAGGAAACCCAUUCCAGAUGAUAUUCAUAUCAGCAACACUGAACCACGCAAUAAAAAGUCUAGCAAACUACUGCUUGACAAAUAAGACCGUUUGGAUUGAGGCAAAGGAAAAUUCUUUGGAGGGAAAGUUCCCAGCUCCAGGUAGAACUUCUCUCAUGAUGAGGAGCGACAAUGUAUUUGGAAGUAAAAUCGAUAAUACAUUUGCAGAGGAGGAGGAAGAGAAAUGGAAAUACGAACUUCCUGAACAGCUGAAACAAUAUUGUAUUGUGUCAGAAUUAAAACAUAAAUUUCUGUGUCUAGUGCAUACACUACUAGAUUGCAUGGAGAAGAAAAAAAAGCCAGUAGUAUUUCUAUCAAAUUGCCAUAGUGUGGAGUACAUGCAGAUGAUUUUAAAAAAUUUAUACUGGCCUACAGAUUUGAAAAAGAAGAAUAUGGAAGUGUAUAAGAAGCUCAAUAAUGAAAUAACACCCGUCCUUCUAAAAGAAGACGAACUAUUGUUGCGAAAACAUUUAGAGAAAACUUUGCAACAUUGUGAGUUGGAAGAUCUUCGGCUAAAGGUGGGAGUGGGAGAGGUAGAGGCUUCCCACACGAGACCUAAUCAAAUGAACGAUUGCCAAACGGGGCCUCGUAAAAAAAGGAUAGACUCGUCAAAGAGAGCGAGAAAGGAGGAAGCCUCAACAAUGUUGCCCUUUAAAAAUAUACAAAUUGAUGACAUACGAGGAGGAGGCUGUGGAGACUUCGCAGACGAUGAGAAUAAGAACAUAAAUGGGUACAGGAGCAAUAGCUGUGACACGAUGCUUUACAACAUUAAUGGAGACAAGCAUAAACGACAAUACCUGUUCGAAGGGGUAGAUAUUUAUAUGUUACAUGGGAAUUUACCUAAAGAAGACAGGUUAGGAAAUUUCACUGAUUUUUCAAAUGAAAAGAAUAAAAAGUGUAUAUUAUUAUGCACAGAUAUUGUAUCAAGAGGAGUAAACUUUAAUGCAUUAAAUAUAGUUAUUCAAUAUGAUCCUCCACAAGUGUUUGAAGAAUAUAUACACAAAGUUGGAAGAACAGCAAGACUGAAUAAUGAAGGAUCCUCUUACUUAUUUCUCUUACCAUCAGAAAUAGAAUUUGUUAAUAUUUUGAAAAAAAACAAAAUUGAUGUGAAUAUAAUACGAAGCAAUGAAAUCAUAAAUAAAUUUCGAAAAGAGUAUAUUCCAUCAUUUUUUAAAUCAAUUGGUGGAGAUGUACUAUUCUUUUUAUAUAAUCAUUUCAAAACAUUAGUUAAGUCAGAUGAAAUAUUAAUGCAGAAAGCGACAAGUGCAUUUCUUGCAUCCAUAACAGCUUACUAUUCUGUGAGUAAAAAUCUCAGACAUGUUUUUUUCGCAAAAAAUUUGCAUCUUGGUCACCUUGCUUAUGCCUUUUUACUUGACCAGACACCUCGGGAAAUUUCUAAAUACAACAAGCAGCAUAAGUACAUGGAGAUUAAGAAGCACUCACGCUUAAGUAAGAAGGACAGACGUCUCUUACGCUCGAAACCUUUCAGGGCACCGUGA
Molecule: messenger RNA, 2589 nt
Organism: Plasmodium gonderi
Lineage: Eukaryota; Apicomplexa; Aconoidasida; Haemosporida; Plasmodiidae
Product: DEAD/DEAH box ATP-dependent RNA helicase
Exons: 1
Coding region: 1-2589 (862 amino acids)
Biological process (GO): maturation of LSU-rRNA from tricistronic rRNA transcript (SSU-rRNA, 5.8S rRNA, LSU-rRNA)
Cellular component (GO): nucleolus
Molecular function (GO): ATP binding; nucleic acid binding
Source: RefSeq, a predicted model, not a curated record